This is a messenger RNA of Wallemia mellicola CBS 633.66, 3575 nucleotides long. RefSeq lists its product as hypothetical. Gene Ontology annotation, cellular component: plasma membrane; cytoplasm. The record is from RefSeq and is a predicted model, not a curated record. NCBI's taxonomy places the organism in Eukaryota, Fungi, Basidiomycota, Wallemiomycetes, Wallemiales, Wallemiaceae. Gene Ontology annotation, biological process: endosomal transport; endocytosis. Gene Ontology annotation, molecular function: protein binding; calcium ion binding. The transcript has 8 exons. Bases 190 to 3540 code for a protein of 1116 amino acids.
ACCGUCACCGCCGUAAGUUUCCUGGGCUACGAUACGCGUCUCCUGGGCUGUUCGCUGCAAGAAAGAGAGGAGUGCGACGUACGCCUGUAAAGGGGGCCUAUUUUCUUGUUUGGUUUCUGUGCCUUUAUUAUUUUACUCAGCGUCGAUCUUGGAUAGCUCGGUUUUGGUGGUGCCAUUGAUACAAUCAUCAUGUCGUUUCCUAACCUCUCGUUGUCUCCCUCGGAGAGGCAUGCCUUUGCUCACUUCUACAAGCUAGCUGAAAAGGGUAACGGUAUCGUUAGCGGUGAAUCAGCUGUAGCUUUCUUCAGCUACUCUGGCCUCACACCGCUCCAACUCGGACAGAUUUGGCAGAUAUCUGAUACAAACAACAACGGUUUCCUUGAUCAGCAGGGCUUCAGCGUCGCCUUGAGGUUGAUAGCUCACUUGCAAGCAAACGAAACACUCACAGAAGACCUUAUCAAUAAGCCUGGUCCCAUCCCACAGUUCGACGGUAUACCACCACCAGCUAUACCGCAAGUAUCAUCGCCUACUAACCAACCCUCGAUUUCACCAAUCCAAACUCAGCAAAUUCCGCCUGUUCAAGUCGAUGAAAGGUCCAGGUUCACCAGGAUCUACGCUGGUUGCGGCCCUAUCAACGGCUUACUCUCCGGCGACAAAGCUAGAGACGUCUUCAUCAAAAGCAAGCUCCCGUUCGAUGUCCUUGGUCAGAUCUGGAACCUUGCAGACACUCAGAAUAGAGGAUCACUCGACCUGACCGAUUUCAUCAUUGGUAUGCAUUUCAUACAAUGCUAUAUGAACAAAACUAUCAGCCAGUUACCUUCUACCUUACCACCAGCUGUCUAUGAGCAAGCUUCAGCUGGGAGACAGAGAUCACAAUCACCCUUGGUCUCAUCACCAAUCCAAAAUCAACUCACUGGUGGUAGUCAAGCUGGCUCUCCACCACCAAGUCGACAAGUUAGGUUUGCUGCUGUUGGCGCAAAUGACUCUCCCCAAUCUAUUUCAGCUAUACCGCCAGUUCAAACACAACCAAGUGAGCCUGCGAAGAUAACGGCCGAAGAGAAGAAGUCAUACGAUGGUUUCUACGACUCACUCAACCCAUCCGGAAAUGGUGUCUUGGAAGCUGAUAAAGCUGUUGACUUCUUUAGCAAGUCUGGCUUGCCUAUUGAGAUUCUCGCAAAUGUUUGGGAUUUGGCUGAUGUCAGAAAAACUGGCAGUCUUAAUAAGGAUGAGUUUGCAAUUGCUAUGUAUCUCAUUCAUGGUUGCUUGGCCGGAAAGCCUCUGCCUUCUACCUUACCUGAUAAUUUGAUACCUUCGUCAUUGCGCUCUAGUGCUCCACGUAAACCUGCUGACGACCUGUUCGAUCUGAUGGGAGAUGAAUCUGAUCUCCAACCUGCAGUUGUACAACCACAACACAGUGGCGGUAUUCAGCCAGCAGGUAUACAACCACAACAUAGCGGCGGUAUUCAGACAGCAGGCGUUCAACAACAAGGUACUGGGUUGUCUUCACAAUCAACUGGUCUUUCCUCUCAAACUACUGGUAUUCAAGCUCAACCAAGCGCUUUCCAAGUACCAGGCUGGCAAAAUCCACCAUUACAACAACAGCAAGCUCCUCAACAGGCUAGGUCACCAUUUGAGAACCCUUCUUCUUACCAACAGCCUGCGCUCGUUGACGAUUUGCUCGGCGAUUCAGACGUUCAGCAAUCAAAACUCAACACUGAUACAGAGGCAGUUCAGUCUGCUAAAGGACAGCUAUCAGAAACGGACAAAGCUCUUUCAGAUUAUCAAACUCGUCGUGCAGAUCUUGAAACACGCGUUAAUACAGCUGAAACUGAGCGUAAAGAUUUAGAACAACGUUUGACAAAUGCGAGAAAAGCACACGAUACAGAAUCAAAAUUGGUUUCAGAAUUGCAAGUAAAGCUAACAGAGACUACCGCUGAACGUCGCAGAUUGGAACAGGAGCUAAUUACCGCUGAAAGUGACUGCUCUGCUCAGAAAGUAGAGAGAGCUGAAUUGGAGACAGCUUACAUGAGAGAAAAGGAAGAGACCAGAGUGCUUAAAGCUAAGAUUCUUGAGAUUAGCAAUCACACUACAGAAAUGAGACAAGCGCUUUCAGAAUUCCAAGAAACGACUCAAGCAUCAAAGGGUGAGAAUGAAGAAACUAAAGAGCAGCUCAGAAAUGCGGAAAGUGAGCGUGAUAAUGCUGCUAAAGAGUUGAAGAGAUAUAGCAAUGUCGAUCCAGCUGAGACUCUGCCAACUGAUGGUGAAAAGGAGUUGGAUGAGAAGUUGAAAGAUAUCGAAGACUCCAAACAAGAGCCAGAAGUAAAACCAGAGACUCUAGAGACUCCUAAGGAAGAUACUGAGACGGCUGCUGAGAACGUCAAAGAGACUCCUGUUCUCGCUCAAAACGACUUAAAGGAAGAGCAUAAAGAGUCCAAGGAAAUCAAGGAGACUAAAGAAGAUACUACAAUAGUGCCUACAACGGAGGCCGCCUCAGCAGUUCCACUUCCAACUAGCCCAGAAAGCGCUCAAGAGGAACCUCAAAGCGUCUCAAAAGCAUUGAGCCCAUCAUCAACCAAGUCUACCAACCCAUUUGAUAACUUUUCCAAACCAGUUGAGGAGGCUGGUACGACUGAAGAUCCAUUCGCUGUUAAUGAUACAAGCAAGAGCGCUUUCGACUCAUUUGAUGACAACUUUGAUAAGCUCGAGAACACAAAUUCCAACGUUCAGGAUAAUACCAAUAUCGAAGCUCCAGCUACUAAUUUCGAUGACGCUUUUGCUGGAUUUGAUAGCAAGCCAACUGAUUCCAAGGCAGCCUUCGAUGAGAGCUUUGCACCAGCUGUUGGCACUGCCCCUGCUGCUUCAAGUGCGGAUAAGGAAAGCGCUUCACCAUUUGACAACUUCGCACCGGCCGUUGGCGCCACUUUGCCUGCUGUUAAGGGUAAAGAACGUGACAAUGACUCAAGUGAUGACGAUGAAGGCCCAGAGGAUUUACCAGAGUUAUCCGAGCAACCACCAAAUCUUAAUCCAAAGGACGACAAAAAAGAUGAAUUCGAAGAUGCCUUCUCUAGUUUCCCUACCGCACCUUCACAAGCUGAUGCCAAAAACAAAAAUCCAUUCGAUGCAAUGAUCGGUAAUACAGGCGAAAAGAAGGACGAUCAUGAUGAUUUCGAUACCUCCUUCGCUGACCUUCCAGCAGCUCAAAUUGCAGCUGGUAACGUCCCUGGUGAAAAUGAUGAUGAUCAUGAUUCUGCAUUUGAUUUUGUAGCAGAUUUCGAUCAACCUGGUACAUCAAACAAGCAAGCACCUAACAAAGCGUUUGAUGAUUUCAGUGACACUUUCAGUAUGAGGUCACCGACAAGUGACCAGGCAGAUAAUACUGCAAAGCCAAAUUUACCACCUCGUGCUGAGAAUGCGGAAGAAGAUGAUAUUAAGCAAGUAAAACAAUUGGUUAAUAUGGGAUUUGACAGACCACAAGCAGUCAAAGCACUUGAAAAGUCAGGCUUUAACGUCGAGAAAGCCUUGAACAGGUUAUUAAAGUAAUUGAAUGACUGAAUCUUGUAAACUUUUUCUAUAUA